AUGCCCCUCGACGACGAUGACAAUCCCACCGUGGCCCCCGCCGCACAGCCCAAUGACGACUCCGGCGCUGGCGAUGAGGCCGAAGACGAGGGCCUCUUCGAUAUGCGUCUAUUCGCCUCAAUGUUCAACAAGAAGGGCGUUGCAACUCAGGCCGUGAGAAAGGGUCAAAAGGAUUUCGAGUCGCACGGCACAAAGGCUCAAGAGAACCAGCUCGAGAUGAGCAGGCAGGUCAUCGAGGAGGUGCUGGGAUACACGCGCGUGCACCGCGACGCAUGGAGUAAGGGAUGGUACUUCCCUGACUACUGGCCCGAGGCGCUGGAAGGGAUCAUGGAGAAAGGGGAUACCUCUGGGCUAGCAAAGCCGGAGUACCUGCAAGAGUUCCUCGCAGAAACGAGACCGAUUAAUGCCGAGGAGAGAGUUGUUGUUCUGGAAGACCUGAAGGGACCGCAGGCGAAGAGCAUGGGCCGUGUGGUUAGGGGCUUGAAGGCGCCGCGGCCUGCGGUCGGGAAGCUGUGGCUAUUGCCCGAGGAGGCGCUAUUUCUUGUCGAGAGGGGGAGCUUGGAUCUGUGGUGGCCGUUUCGUGAGCUGAAAGAGAUUUUGCCGCCCCCGGAGAUCAAGACUGCUGAAAAGGGAGAUGAGGAGGAGGAGGAGGAGGAGGAUGACGAGUUUGAUGCGGGCGUGCCGCUCAGCUUACAGGCCGCAUACUCCCUGUUCAUCGGCCUGGAUGGAGAAAGAGGCAAGAUUUCUCUGCCCAAGUACCAGGUAUACUCUCACCUGAAGCGGCAGGGCUACCACGUCCAGCGCGCGCCUCGAGAUUCUAUCGAGCCAGUGGCCCAACCGGAGCCACCGAGGAAAACGCUCUGGCAAUGGCUCGUUUCUCUGCUAGACCGCCCGACCCAACCAGCACCUUACGGCCCCCUGGUCCGACCAGGCAUCUACAGGCAAUACACCCAUGUCUACAAACAGCUCGAGCUUAUUUCCCGCUAUAAACCAACAGCGCCCCCAACAUUACCAGAGCCGGAAGACCCAUUCAAGGUAUUCUGGCACGUCUGGAAGCCUUCCAAGCAUCCCAAUAUCCGCGUAACGGAUCUGCCACCGCCAGAUAUCCGCAUCGCCGUGGCUGACGCGCGGGACACUGCCGUGCCUUCUUUCGAAGAGGUCUCGGCGCUCCUCGGCGCUUCGCCGUACGAACCCCCUGACCCGGUCACGAUGGGCGGCCCCGGGCGGCUUUACCAACGGCUGAGGCACGGAUACCGCAACGUGCUGAUCGCGGUUGUCGACCGCGGUCUGGUCAACUUUAUAAGGUUCGGCCAGGCGGCUUUCGGGGAGGAAUUGCUAUAUGAGCGGUUUGAUAGGGGCGCAUUCCGCGGCGGAAAGGGUGGACGAGGCGGACGCGGUGGUGGGCGGGGACGCGGGCGGGGCCGAGGUCGGGGACGGGGACGAUAA
Colletotrichum truncatum is the source of this 1446-nucleotide messenger RNA. RefSeq names its product tRNA splicing endonuclease subunit. Gene Ontology annotation, cellular component: tRNA-intron endonuclease complex. The record is from RefSeq and is a predicted model, not a curated record. Gene Ontology annotation, biological process: tRNA-type intron splice site recognition and cleavage. NCBI's taxonomy places the organism in Eukaryota, Fungi, Ascomycota, Sordariomycetes, Glomerellales, Glomerellaceae.